Molecule: messenger RNA, 1461 nt
Organism: Aspergillus homomorphus CBS 101889
Lineage: Eukaryota; Fungi; Ascomycota; Eurotiomycetes; Eurotiales; Aspergillaceae
Product: MARVEL domain-containing protein
Exons: 3
Coding region: 477-1004 (175 amino acids)
Biological process (GO): protein localization to plasma membrane; eisosome assembly
Cellular component (GO): eisosome; plasma membrane
Source: RefSeq, a predicted model, not a curated record
GCGGUCGAAAGGUCAUACAGUCAAUCUGUCAUCCAUCCUUUGGGUAUAUAGGUGUAUCUCGGGAGCUCACUGACUCUUUUUGAUGUUGAGUAUAAAACUUUCUCUUCUCUUCAGCGAUACUACUCUACAAGUGGUUGAAUAAGCGAUCGACCGAAGGUGUGGUGGUGAUUUCAUGAUCCCCGCUGGCGCAUGACGUAGAAAACCCUCUGCCCGCAGCAUAUCGUCAUCAUCGGCCCUCCCGAGCAUUCCGCACUUAAGAAACUAUCCCCUCCGACCAUCUGAGAUCCACCCCUAGCUUUAUUAGACGGAUCAGAAGUCCGCUGAAACACGAUCGACACCCUUCUCGAAGCUCAAGGAAACAGUUGCCCUGGGCAUCCUUAUCGCAGUCUCAUUUUCAGAAACCCCAGCCGAUCGAAAUCGACCGAAGAGGAUCUAUACAGCAAUUUUCAUAUACCUUUUCAGCCCAAGCUAUCAAAAUGGUCGGCAAGGCUAUCCUUCUCGGCCUCAGGCUCUGGGAGUUCCUUUGGACUCUUCUGAUCAUGGCAUUGAUCGGUAACAUGAUCGCCGAGGCAUUUGCCGGCAACCCUGCAACCGUCAACUAUGCCAUGUUCGUUUCGGCUUUCUCGAUGUUCACUCUCUUCUACACUAUCCCCGCAUCGCUUAACCCAGACUGGGCCAUCCACCCUAUUUUCCUGAUCGUUGUCGAUACUCUCAACGCGAUCUUCUUCUUGACUGCUGGUAUUGCUCUGGCCGCCAGGCUGGAAUGCCACAGCUGCAGCAACGACAGCUACACUCUCAACAACGAGAUCACCAACGGUUCCAACAACCGCACAAAGCGCUGCCGUGAGGCCCAGGCUUCUACCGCAUUCCUCUGGUUCGCCUGGGUCGGGUAUACCGUCUCGAUGGUUUUCUCGAUCAUGGGUUCGCGCUCCGCGGGCGUUAAUCUCCGAGGCCGCACUGGUCCUGCUCGUGGCGCUCGCCCCGCUGCCAUGUCGCAGGUCUAAAAUGUGCCUUGAAUGACAGGCACUGAGGAGUCACACUACCUACUCAGUGUCUCCGCAGGCGCAAAGACCUUUGAACAUGCGGACUUCGGAAGUAAUGCAAAGGAACUAAGCUGAACGGCAAAGAAGAGAAAAUGACUUACGACUCUCAAGGAAAUGAAAACUUAGGGAACGCAAUUUUGGACCAUGACGCUACGUUGGAGAAUGACGGUCGGAGCAGUCUCCGGUACAUGUUCUAUAGGGGUGAUAUGGUGAUAGUAAGGUAUAAAUAAGUCGAAUCUCGACUGGUAAUAUUGGGUCUGGGGUUUGUGUAUGGGUGUGGAUAUUUUGGACAGGACGGGGGGCAAUAAUGGAUGGGUUGGUGUGGAGUUUAUAGUUCUGCCCUUUUUCUUUCUUUUGUGUCUAUCUGUUUUACUAUUGAACUGAUAGUUUGUAAUAUUGGAUCUAAUCGCUGUUUUCA